Westerdykella ornata is the source of this 644-nucleotide messenger RNA. RefSeq lists its product as uncharacterized. The record is from RefSeq and is a predicted model, not a curated record. Bases 36 to 644 code for a protein of 202 amino acids. The transcript is spliced from 3 exons. Lineage: Eukaryota; Fungi; Ascomycota; Dothideomycetes; Pleosporales; Sporormiaceae.
UUUCGCCUUGCAUCCGUCCAUUUCCUUUUGCAACUAUGCUCUCUCCUUGUUCCUCAUGUUCCAGUCCAAUAACACCUAUUGACGACGAGAUAGGUUCCCCUACUCUCAGUGUAGGCUUGCUAAGGACCACGAAGGACGUAACCCCUGCAGGCAUGAUUGCCUCAGCGUCAACUCAGCUCCCAAAGACAGUUGUUGAGGCAGAUAUUCCUCUCAUGGCCCCCGUUCCUCGGUACUCCGCCGCGAAAAUCUUCCACUCGAGCGAUACGGACGAGCUAGGGACGGAAGCGGACAAUUGGAAUGAUUCCAAGACCCUCUACAGCAGAGAGGAACUGGCCGGUGGAGAGGGGAAUGUUACGGAAUCAGAGGAUGAAAGUUCGGACCUGAACAACAGGAAGGAGCCAGGACUUGCUCCUGUCUGCUCUCAGUGCUGCGGUCCUCUUGGCGACAAGCUUUGCGCAACUCGAUGCGAGUGUACGGCUUUCCGGUUCUAUUGCAGCAGUUGUCCCCCGCGACACCUUGUUCUAUGUGCUCUACCACUGAACAAAAGGAGAAAAGGAGAAUCGAAAUUCUACAGUGUGGCCACAUGUUCUGUUUUCACCACCUGGUUCAAUUUAUCACGGACGAACGUGAUAGAUUACCGUUAG